GCUGCGAUCACUCACCCGUGCACCCGGCGAAAAAAACGCGCUCCGAAUCUGCAAACUCACGUGACCCCGACACCCCAGAAUCCAGAAACAGCAACGCUCAUCGCUCAUAAACCAAAAUACCGUGCUCUGGUUCUCUUUGGAUACAUCCUCAUCGACAACGAAAGAGUUAACCGUAUUCAGCCGUCGAAAAAACCUUAUCAGCGUAAAAAGUGAUAUCAUCCCCUAAGGUGUGUAAUCCAGCCCCCGUUUCCGAUUUUUGACUUUCUCCGGGCAUAACCGUUGGAUAUGAGUGCAAAUAUCGUACUUUGGACUACUUCCGUUUUUCGAAAGUUUUUAAUCCGUUCCGAAAACAAGCGAAAUUAAACGUUAUCAGCGCCACGUUUGUACCAAGUGAUAUCAUCCCUUCAGGUAUUUAAUCCAACCUCGGUAUCCGAAUUUUAACUUUCUCCGAUUGAAAUCGUUGGUUAUGAGUGAAAAAAUCCAACUUUGGACUAGGUAGUUGAAUUCGUCCCGAAAACAAGCGAAAUUAACAGCAAAUAUCAGUUAGCAAAAUUUAACGUUAUCAGCGUUACGUCUAUACCAAGUGAUAUCAUUCCCCACAGUGUUGAUUUCACCCCGAUUUUUUAAAUUUUUGUCUCCUAACUCUGAAACCGAUUGGAACUGUUGGUCAUCCGUUUAGAAACCAAUCAGCAGUAUUUCAUCGUUAUCAGUCAGUAAAAUAUAACGUUAUCAGCGUCUCAUCUUGUGAUCUAGUGUUUCAUUUAACCCCCGUAUUUUGAAUUUUGACGAAAAGCAAACAUACAUCCGAAAUUACAGAGUUUAACGCCUCGGUUAACGGCUAGUCAAUAAAACUUUGUAAAUCGUUACGCUAAUAACCCAGGAUGUUGGGUAAUUCGGUUCGUUUGUUUUAAGUGUUGACUGGGUAUAAAAGUGAUUUGACUGUCCUAAAAACUGAAAGUAUGUCUCAACAAUCAAAAUGAUUGAUUGAGUAAACUGAUUUACCGGUUGGAAAACGAUAUGCAUUCGUUGAUACUUCUAUAGUGAACAACUAUUGAUCGGAGGAAAAUGAGCUUUAUCUAUCUAAGAACACUCAUCUUUGCAGGUUACCUACAAAAACUGUCUCCAAAAAAAAGCUGAUUAUGUUCUUCCUCCAUGUCUGGACACCUCGAUCGAUGGUUGAUGUCCAUAUUUGGUACGUCUUUUCCAUAAGAUAAAAGUUCAAGCUCUAGUGGCAGUGACGAUUCUAACUAUAAUGUCACGAAUAUGAACAUUAACCUUAACAUCAAAGUUUGAAGUUCAAACUAACUCCUGUGUAUAUGCAAAAUCGAUCCUUUUUUCUCGGCAUACAACUAUUCGUGCUCCUGUGUCGUGCAUGUGCAUAACCGAUGCAUUGAAGGCGUUUUAAGUAAAAUGUGUCGAACGUGAACUUAGACUCUGAAGAAACGUCUCCGGUUUUCUUUUCAAAAUAGACUCUUAGAUAACUAUAGUGCUCCGGUGUCGCGCAGUUGCAUACCCGAUAAUUCGAAGGCGAAGUGAUGAAGUAGACGCCCCCCGCGAUGCCUCGGCCCUGUCGCGAGUCGUACGGCGACCAGAAACCUCCGUACUCGUACAUCUCCCUCACGGCGAUGGCGAUCUGGAGCUCGCCGGAGAAGAUGCUGCCCCUCUCGGACAUCUACCGCUUCAUCUCGGAGCGCUUCCCGUACUACCGGCGCAACACCCAGCGGUGGCAGAACUCCCUCCGGCACAACCUCUCCUUCAACGACUGCUUCGUCAAGAUCCCGCGGCGCCCGGACCGCCCCGGGAAGGGCGCCUACUGGGCCCUCCACCCGGCCGCCCUCGACAUGUUCGAGAACGGCUCCUUCCUCCGCCGACGGAAGCGCUUCAAGCUCCCCAAGCUCGACAAACACAUGCUCGAGACAGCGUUCCCAAUCUUGCGAACCGGGAAACAACCCGAGCCCGAACGGGAGACUAAGCCACCGGCGCCCCCUAGCAAGUCUUUCUCCAUCGAUAGUAUCAUCUCGACGCCCACUCAGCGCCCACCGCCGGCCGUGGCGCCCCCGCAGCCGAUUUUCCACCACCACGCUCCCGUGUGCUUGCCCCCGCCGCUUUUCAGCCCGCAAUAUGCGGCCAUCUACGCGGCCGCCCUCCACGGGCUCCUGAGGCCGCCCCUCGUGCCGCCCCUUCAUCUGGGGGCGCUCCCGCCCCCGUCGCCCUUCAUCGAUGUCGUCGAUUCCUCGUGUUCCUCCAACGAUUCCUCGUAUCUUGUCUCCAAUCGAGAUCCGGUUGGCAUUACCCGAAGACACCUUCCUAUCCCAGCUCUAGAGGAUCGUCGAAGCACUGAUCGCUGACCUCCGAUAUUGGUUCCUUUCUCUCGAAAUUUGGGAUAAAACCCACGUUAUUCCUAUUCUCUGUAAAUAAUAAUAAGUGAUAGUUGCUUAUAAGAUAGAAUGUACAGUGAUAUAGCGUAGAGGAGUUUUCCAUUGUUAACAUCAAGGGAACACCAAAUUACUCUCUCGGUACAGCGCAAAAAAAGAUGUGACAGAGGGUUAUUAAAUUUUGAAUUUUAGUCAGUCAAAAUUCAACGUCCAUUACGCGGUUUUUGGUUUCAUGAAUAAAUGCGCACCCAUAUUCGAUUUAAAAUAUGUAAAAUCUGGUGGUUAUUUUUGUGAUUUCCCUCAUCUUCAAGUUACUAGAUCUGUUUGAUGUAAGGAAAAUAUGCUUUGACAUAACAGUUUUUUGUCAGUCUUUUCAUUAGACCAGAAAUAACGCAGCAAAUUAUUUUUUAACAUUCUCUCAAGAUUGCAGUUUUCAACACUAUGCACAAAUUAAAUAUGUCCUUUAAUAGUUUACAAUCCAUUUAGCAGCAGUGCCAACGUCAAGGAAUCUAUGGCAAUGAGUCAGUAUACAUUUUGAAAUAUCUGCAGCGUUUGAUGAGCUCCAUCGAUAUCACAUAUUUCAAGUGUUUUAAAAAAAUGUAUGCAUAAAAUUAGUAAAUAUUCUAUGCAAUGAUAUUUCUAGACAUUAAAGAAGUAUGAGGUAUCUAAUCAAAGUGAUGUUUACAGAAUGAUGAUGUUUGAGUUAUUCCUCGCAUUUCCUCGGGCUUUGAACUGUGCUCGCAUGAUUGCCCACAGCGGUUAAAAUAUUGUUCAUAUUUCUCUAUAGUUUUAUCUCUAAUGUUUGUUAUGUAUCAUAGGUGAAUAUGUUUCGCAAUAGUUGUAAUUUUAGGUCGGAUUAAAUAUUGAAAUUUGUUUUUGCGUAUUUAAAAAUUUAUUCAAUCUUCAAAAGAGGAGAACGGUCAAAAAGGUUGCACCGAGAGUUCCGAGAACGAGACAACGAAAUCUCAACGAUUCAACCAAAUCGACCCCCGAUCUCAGUUAUUUAACUCUCUGUACGAAUCGUGAGGCAAAAUACCUCCCCCAACAUCUGACAAGUUUUAUUGUUAACCAUUUUUGAGAAAUCGAAACAUUAUUUGUUACACGGAAAGUGGAAUAAAAUAGACUAUUAUUUUACA
Messenger RNA from Bemisia tabaci, 3511 nucleotides. Its product is annotated as forkhead box protein B2-like. Gene Ontology annotation, biological process: cell differentiation; regulation of transcription by RNA polymerase II; anatomical structure morphogenesis. The record is from RefSeq and is a predicted model, not a curated record. NCBI's taxonomy places the organism in Eukaryota, Metazoa, Arthropoda, Insecta, Hemiptera, Aleyrodidae. Gene Ontology annotation, molecular function: RNA polymerase II cis-regulatory region sequence-specific DNA binding; DNA-binding transcription factor activity, RNA polymerase II-specific.